Pocillopora meandrina is the source of this 2219-nucleotide messenger RNA. The record is from the annotation of a GenBank genome assembly. NCBI's taxonomy places the organism in Eukaryota, Metazoa, Cnidaria, Anthozoa, Scleractinia, Pocilloporidae.
AGGUCGAAAACUGAAGAGAUUGCAUCAGGGGUCUUUGUGAUUGGAGCUAUGGAUAAAAUUUCCAACAACUCGGAGACUCCCUCACAAGCCGAGUGGACCGUGUGACCAUUUAAGAAGAGAAGUACCAAGUUGGGGGAAGGUGUGGUCUUUUAAACAAUGUCAAAUCAAUGGGACAGUAUACUACAGCAAGAGCUACUAAGUAAUAGCAAGAAACAAUUUCACAGUGAACUUCUCAGGAAAGAAACGAUCAGAAAAUGGCUUUGUCCUGAAUUAUGUAAAGUUCAGGGGAAGUGUUAACAGGCAUCUUGUAGAGAUACGCACUGUGACUGCUAACUAGCAUUAACUACUAUGCACUACUCAGAAUUCUGGUUAAGCACAAAGAACAGCUACCCUAUCUCAAGGGAACAAUUGUGAUUGAUCAUAUCAUUAAGGCUGCGGAGACAACAAAGGUUGCUGCUGUUCCUCUACAGUGCAUUGACCAAAAGUGUAGGUUGGUGGCAACUUCAAACAGAAGUUUCAUUUGCCAUUUAGCAAACAGAUUCCUGUAGUGUCCUGUAUGUUCAUUGUGACUGUUUUUAUUAUUAUAGGAUAUGUAGUAGAUAUGUUGUAGAUAUGUGGUCUCGAGAGGUCAAACGAUUAAAAACAUGUUGUUGUUAUGAAGCGAGUUGUUUAGUAUAUUAGGACGAAGACACCACAAUUCGAAAGAGACUAAAUGUGUAAUUUCAUCAAUUUACAAAUACUGUAUAAAGUUUUGAAUUAGAAACUUGUGUUUACAUAAUAAUAACAUUGUAAAUUUUUUGUCCAAACAAGCCGAAGAACACUAUACAAUGACCCUGCCCUAAGUGCUCAAACCAGGACUGCUCCACCCAAAGUCCACUGCCGUCACUAAUAUACCACUGUGCCUUAAAGUCUGGUUUUCAUUAGCGACGGAGUCGGUGUCAGAGUCGGAGUCGUAACAGGGCUUAUGACCUAGAGAAAAUCGAAAAACGGAGUCGUAAGCGGAGUCAUAAACUCGACGAAUCAGAACGUUUCCAUUUCCUUCCGAUUCCACUAAUGACUCCGUCGCUUACGACCUAGUGAAAACUGCAUUGUCGGAGUCGGAAGCGAAAGAAUAAACCAAUCCAAUGCUUGUUCUCAGGAUCUCCGAGUACAAUUCGACAAACAACAUGGCGGCUUCCUUAGACGAAAAAAUUGCAGAGGCGGCGAGACGUUUCCCGAUACUUUACGAUAAACCAUGCAGACUUUAAAGAUAAUAAUACGAAAGAGAACGCAUGGGAAAACGUAGCAAAGAUAGCAGGGCUUUCAUCAGGUAUGUUUAAAUUACAGAAGCGAAAGGCUGUCAUCCAAACUUCGCCAACGUACUGUAACAGUAUUAACUUGUUGCACAAUCCUGCUAAAUGUUUGAUUGUAGCACUUACUGGUACAUUCCUGCAACAGAAUGAUUUUAAAAAAUGCAUGUUUUGGUAGCAAGACUGCAAUCUAACAAAUCACAAGUAUUAUAAUUUGUGGGGAAAUGUGGAUGGCACAUAAUAGUGUGUGAACUAUUUAUAUCUAUAUUUACAAAUGACCUUGAGAGAAAAUUUUAUCAUAUAAGAAUUUAAGAGUCCUUAAAGAAAGAAAGAAACCAAACAUAGAUACAAGAAAAAAAGAAAGCUAUUCAAAUGUAACUGUCUGGCUGUUGCACAUUAUGCCAGAAAUGCCAACAUUGAGAUAGGGUAUUUCAGAUCCCAGUACUGGCUUAACACAUUCCUUCAUUUUUAGGGGAGGAGGCCAAAACGUAUUUCACUAAUAUGAGAACCUGAUACACCCGUGAUAGGAAGAAAUUAAAGAAAGUCAAAGUUAGUGGUACUAGGUCUAAAGAUGUAUCGAAAGUGAAGGAUGAGGUUGAAGAUAUGUUUUUCUACCUGGCUUGGCUUGAAAAAACGUCUUCUAAUUUCAUUACCAUUGAUUCAGGAAAUGAGGGGUCGGAAGAUGAUGAUACCCAGAAUGUAGAUGAAAAAUCUAAUACAACUGAGACAACAACCAGUGAUGCUGACAAUCAUGCAGCCAGUAAUUUUCGACCAACAAAAAAGCCCAAGUUACAAACGAAAAGAAAAAGUGCAGGAAAAAAUCAGGAUGUUCCAAAUGCAGAAGUGCAAGUUCUGCAGUCGAUAGGAGAAAAACUUGGGCAGAAGCAAACACCAGACUUCAAAGAUAAAAAUGAAUGUUUGGUGUCUUGA